AUCAGACCCAAGCAUAAACAACGAAACAUUUCAGUGCUUUUUCAAGUAGGAGGUAAAUAAAUGCAUAGCAUGAACACAUUUGAACAGGGAGGGCUGUAAACUCUAUGUUACUUGGAUUUUCUUGACCUCAAAGGUUCAUUGUUGUGGUUAGACAGUUGAGUGAUUGUGUUUGUUGAAUGAGUAUUGAAAAUAAGUGCUAGAAAAUGACUACUGAAGAUAGCUUAAGGCAUAAACUCCAUAAGAAACUUAAACUUUCUACUGGGAAGUCUAAGAAUUCCAAGGAAGAGAAUAAAAAGGCUCAACGUACUGUGGACGAUGAUAAAUUCCGCAAGAAAGAGAAUGGCGGGAAGAGGAACUUGAAGUCGAGCGGUAAAGAUAAAAAAUUUAGGAGAGGUCAGGAAGGGAGUGAUGAAGAAGGUUUUACCAAGGGAAGGUUUAAACCUGUAAAUUUUGAUAGGAAAAGGAAGAGAAUUUACACGGACAAAAAUAUGGGUGGGGAUAUGAUGAUAUAUGACAAUGAAGAGGUAGACAAUAAGAAAGCCUUAUCUAAGAAGGGUAUGAGUAGGGUCAAAAGUAAUUUUGUUAAAGAAAAAAAUGGUGACAAAUCUCGUACAAUGUGGGUUUCCAGUAAGAAAAAGGAUGCCACUUCUGAGACUAAACGUUUUUCUUCCAAAAUUAAGGAUGUGGUGGAGACUGCACAAGUGUCCACUAGACAGAGAGGUAAGGAAAAGGAAGCAGAAAAAGUGGAUCGUGGUAGGAAUGUUUCAUCGAAGCAACUAACCACAAGCAAAUCUGUCUCAAAUAAGAACUUGGAUGCAAGUCGGAACAAGUACUCAGAUGCGUCUCUCUUGAAUUCCUCGAAGAAAACAGUUAGAAACAAGAAAGGUUUCAAUGAUGAUUCAGAUGCUCUAGAUGAUCAGCCAAAGAAGAAAAAGCGGGUGAUUCGGAUAGAUCCGUACGACAUCUCAAAUAAGCGGCUAGAUGACUGCAUAAUUGUUGAGGAGAGUGCUAAAGAGAAGAAAAAAGAUUUGAAGAAAGAUGCUGAAAUGUCAAAGAAUGCACAAUUUCGUGCGAUACAACCCAGUCCCUCAAUCCUUUCCUUUGUGGAAGAUAAUUUGUUGGGCCGUAGACGCUUAAUUGAGCUGCGGAGAGCCGGAUAUAACAUUGAGCUUUCUGUGCCCUUAGAUAAUGUUCCCUUCUCAGCUAGUUCCGAGAGAGAGAGAAUUGAAGACCAUAUUUUUAGGAAUAAAUUGACAUUUUUCGCUGCUGCAAAGGUUUCAUCAUCAUUUCCCGCUCCUGAUCUUCCAGAGAUUGCAUUUGCAGGAAGGUCAAAUGUUGGGAAGUCAUCGCUGCUUAAUGCACUAACCCGACAAUGGGGUGUUGUACGGACAUCAGACAAGCCAGGCCUCACUCAGACAAUUAAUUUCUUCCAACUGGGAACAAAACUCUGCUUGGUUGAUUUGCCUGGAUAUGGGUUUGCUUAUGCAAAGGAGGAAGUUAAAGAUGCUUGGGAGGAACUUGUAAAGGAGUAUGUUUCCACCAGAGUUGGUCUAAAACGAGUAUGCCUUCUUAUCGACACAAAAUGGGGCAUGAAGCCAAGAGAUCAUGAACUUAUUGAUUUAAUGGAAAGAUCUCAAACUAAAUACCAGAUUGUAUUAACUAAGACAGAUACUGUGUUCCCAGUUGAUGUGGCACGCCGCGCAAUGCAAAUUGAAGAGAACCUCAAGGCAAACAAGUCUAUUGUUCAACCUGUGAUGAUGGUAAGCUCGAAAUCUGGAGCAGGUAUUCGAAGCUUCAGAACAGUGCUUUCUAAGAUCGCUCGGUUUGCCAAACUCUAGGUGUUACUAAG
Molecule: messenger RNA, 1849 nt
Organism: Pistacia vera
Lineage: Eukaryota; Viridiplantae; Streptophyta; Magnoliopsida; Sapindales; Anacardiaceae
Exons: 11
Coding region: 204-1838 (544 amino acids)
Molecular function (GO): GTP binding
Source: RefSeq, a predicted model, not a curated record